Messenger RNA from Suncus etruscus (white-toothed pygmy shrew), 2046 nucleotides. It is a transcript of the gene GALNT12, whose product is annotated as polypeptide N-acetylgalactosaminyltransferase 12. The record is from RefSeq and is a predicted model, not a curated record. Gene Ontology annotation, cellular component: Golgi apparatus. NCBI's taxonomy places the organism in Eukaryota, Metazoa, Chordata, Mammalia, Eulipotyphla, Soricidae. The coding region runs from base 1 to 1758 and encodes 585 amino acids. The transcript is spliced from 10 exons.
AUGUCGGGGCGCACGGCGUGGCGGCGCUGCCCGCGGGGGCUGCGGCGCGGCCGGGGCGCGCUGUGGCCGCUGCUGCUGGCGCUGCUGGCGCUGGCCGGGCUCGCCUCGCUCGUGCGGACGCGGCGCGGCCCCGGGGCGGCCGAGCCCGCAGCCCCGAGCCCUCGGCGCCCCGCCGCCCCGGGCAGAGCCCCGGCCCCCGCCCCGGCCCUGGCGCGGCCGCCGCAGCCCGAGCGCGCGCUGGGCUCCCGGGGCGAGGCGGUGCGGCUGCGGCUGGCGGGCGACGAGCUGCGGCUGCAGGAGGAGAGCGUGCGGCGCCACCAGAUCAACAUCUACCUCAGCGACCGCAUCUCGCUGCACCGCCGCCUGCCCGAGCGCUGGAACCCGUUGUGUAGAGAGCAAAAAUACAAUUACGAAGCCCUGCCUACGACAUCAGUGAUCAUCGCGUUUUAUAAUGAAGCCUGGUCAACCCUCCUUCGGACUGUUUAUAGUGUCCUCGAGACAUCCCCAGACAUCUUGUUGGAAGAGGUCAUCCUGGUGGAUGACUACAGCGAUAGAGAACACCUCAAGGACCGCCUGGAAGCCGAGCUGGCUGGCCUGCCCAAGGUGCGCCUGAUCCGUGCCACCAAGAGGGAGGGCCUAGUACGUGCCCGGCUGCUUGGGGCUUCAGGGGCCAAGGGCGACAUCCUGACCUUCCUGGAUUGCCACUGCGAGUGCCAUGAGGGGUGGCUGGAGCCGCUGCUACAGAGGAUCCAUGAAGAAGAGACGGCAGUCGUGUGCCCCGUGAUCGAUGUGAUUGACUGGAACACCUUUGAGUACCUGGGCAACUCCGGAGAGCCCCAGAUUGGCGGUUUUGACUGGCGGCUGGUGUUCACAUGGCAUGUGGUCCCUGAACGGGAGCGGCAGCGGAUGCGGUCCCCUAUUGAUGUCAUCAGGUCUCCAACAAUGGCUGGUGGGCUGUUUGCUGUGAGUAAGAAAUAUUUUCAGUAUCUGGGGUCUUAUGAUACAGGAAUGGAAGUUUGGGGCGGAGAAAACCUCGAAUUCUCCUUUCGGAUCUGGCAGUGUGGUGGAACCCUAGAGACUCAUCCCUGCUCUCAUGUUGGCCAUGUCUUCCCCAAACAAGCUCCCUAUUCACGCAAAAAGGCUCUGGCUAAUAGCGUCCGUGCAGCUGAAGUGUGGCUGGAUGAGUUCAAAGAUCUAUUCUACCAUCGCAAUCCUCAUGCCCGCCUGGAGUCCUUUGGAGAUGUGACCGAGAGGCGGCAGCUGCGUGAGAAACUCAAGUGUAAGGACUUCAGGUGGUUCCUGGAGAAUGUGUAUCCUGAGCUGCAUGUGCCGGAGGAUAGGCCUGGCUACUUUGGAAUGCUCCAGAACAAAGGACUACAAGGUUUCUGCUUUGACUAUAAUCCUCCUGAUGAAAGCCAGAUUGUGGGACACCAGGUCCUUCUGUAUACCUGUCAUGGCAUGGGACAGAACCAGUUUUUUGAAUAUACAUCCCAGAAGGAGAUUCGCUAUAACACCCACCAACCUGAAGCUUGUGUAGCUGUUCAGGCAGGAGCAGAGAUCUUGGUGAUGGAACUCUGCCAGGAUCUCACCCCUGAGAAUCAUCAGUUUCUCCUGCGGCCGGAUGGAUCUUUGUUUCACGAACAGUCGAAGAAAUGUGUUCAAGCAGAGAAGGCAGCCAGUGACAAGUUCGUUCCACUCUUACGGGACUGCACCCUCUCGAGCAGUCAGCAGUGGUUCUUUAAGGAACGCAUAUUGUGAGUGGGGGGGAUGGGAUACACCAGAAGUGAGGCCCUGACCCCUGGGCCCAGCGAAGAUGAACUGAGCGCAAUAACAGAGUGUCCACUCAGCUGCUCUCCUCCCAAGGAGUCCUGCGGAGAUCACCUGACUUUGGUGGAAGUAGAUUUGGACUUGGUUACAAAAAUGUGAAUCCAUUUGGUACUGGUUUUGAAACAUUUGCCAUUGUUCCCAAAUACCCAGUUUUCAAAGGAUAACCAUAAAAUGUUCACUUGUGAUUAUCAGGGAAUUAAAAUCUUUACAUAUUUUUUU